AUGUGGCAUAUUUUUUCCUCUAUCUUUGAGACAGCCGUCGGUGUAUGGGUUGGCAGCGGUUGCUGUCCGUUUCCUGGAUUACCAGACGGGUCCCGAACCAUCAUUUCACGCCUCUUUGUGAGUCUAGAUGAGUGGGCGUGCCCCUGUCCGCAUCACAUCACUGGCCCGGAGAAGGUCUUUACUACUGAAAGGACUGACUGUGUCCGGGCUGACAAGGUGGUCAAUCACGCACUGGGUGCCGCUGUGCAUGCUUUCAGUGUUCGCUGGCUCCCACUGCUCGUGGGCGAACGAAUCCGCGAAGACUUGUUGAACACCCUGAGUCGCAGGCUUUGGCACGAUGCACGCACCAAAGUCCUAUCGGUCCUUCAGCGACGUUGUUUCAGGUCGGUCCUGGCGCUUUAUGUGUUUGGGAUGACGCCCAUACCUCCGGGUACCGAGGAUUCUCCCGAAGCCCGAGGAAGUUUGGGCGAAGUGUGCAUCGAUACUGCACUGCGUCAGUUGCAAUAUCUGACUGCCAGUAAGGACCUCAGCUGCUUUUCAUCAGCAAGCAUUGCUCGCCAGCCUGCAAACUCAAAGAUUCCCGGUCACGAGCGACUAUAUCGGGACGACGAUGGCUAUCGGCUGCGCGAAACUUUGUCUUGCUGGGCUGGAUUUGUGUUUGACACUUCUGCAGCACUGAGUACCGGGCGUCCCUCAGUUCUAUAUGCCGGUGUGUUUGCUUUCGCACAGGAUAAAACCGUUCAGCUGCUCAGAUCUAGUAUACGGCAGUUCCAUAAUAACACGGAGCAGUGGAGACUCAGUGGCUUUGAUGUCACUAAUCAACGGGCCAUUACCAUAAUCCAGUCUGCCAGUGCCUGCAAAGGUCUGUUAUGGAAGGCAAUAGCAUGCUUGCGCGAAGCUCUGAGUUACAAUUAUGACAACCCGGUGGUCACUCAAGCAUGUACUGCCAUUCUGGACAUCAGGCAGAUAUUCGAGACCACCUAUGCGCCAUUGCUAGCGGCUUGUAAGCGAGCCUUGUUAUUUCUUACUGAGGAGGCUCAGCUUCAUUGGUAUUUGCUGGCUCUUCAUUAUCAAUUGGGGAUGUUGAUCCUAUUUGACACUCUCAAGAAGUGCAGCAAGAGUCACAUGCUUCCAGAUUGUGAUAGACUCCAAUGUCAUGCUGUUCAGGAGACAGUAGAGGUCGUCAGCUUCGGAAUGCAAAGCAAAGUCAUGCUCCAGGAUGUGUUCAGGUCCCAUUUGCCCCAACGAAGGCAGGGCACGGUAGUAUCACUUCUGAGCAUCGACCCUUACCCACACCAUGUUGCCACUGCCCUGGACUUGGUAGCAAAUUAUCUGGUCGAAAGUUUCCAAAAUGGUAAUGUUCAGCAACAAACAUUGCAUAGGAUUUUGCAGAUAUCCACGGAAGCUUUGAAACAAGUCCCUCAGUGCUCGGAAUCUUUGCAAACCAUACGAGACAACAUGAGCGAUAGACUGGGAUCGCUGCUAGAUGCCCAGUCAGAGAUGGUGACGGGAUUCAUCGAGCAUUCCUCAGAGCCAUCACCAGGCGGCACCGCCGGUGUUGCUCAGAACGGAGCUGGCAACUUCGAUUUCUCGAACUCUCCGACGAACGCUGGGUUGGACGCAACCGCAGCGUACCCAUCAGGAAAUGGCGCUCGACCAUGUAUUCAUACCCCCCUAGACAUGUCAGUGGCUUCUUUCGAGCAAUGGGACUGGAAUUCGUUUGCAGAAGCACAUUUAGAUUUUGAUGACCACGGAGAAAGCAUGUUUCUGUCAGAGCACGGGCUCCUAGGGGUAUGUGGCAAUAUCAAUCACCCUAUACACUCAGAAGUCCCCACGAACUGA
Molecule: messenger RNA, 1842 nt
Organism: Exophiala spinifera
Lineage: Eukaryota; Fungi; Ascomycota; Eurotiomycetes; Chaetothyriales; Herpotrichiellaceae
Exons: 3
Coding region: 1-1842 (613 amino acids)
Source: RefSeq, a predicted model, not a curated record